AUGACUGACAUGUUCUCCACCCUGUACUACACAUGCAUCUUCCUUCUGGGCGAACGGUGCUCCUUCGAUUUUUCGCCGGUUGGUGCAGGGCUCAGCAUGCUGUACGCCAUCGUCGGCGUCGGCUUGAACGCGAUGCCCAUGGCUGCUGUUCAAGAUGCAUUGACCCACAUGCCACUUGGCUGA
This is a messenger RNA of Symbiodinium pilosum, 183 nucleotides long. NCBI's taxonomy places the organism in Eukaryota, Dinophyceae, Suessiales, Symbiodiniaceae. The record is from the annotation of a GenBank genome assembly.